This is a messenger RNA of Anthostomella pinea, 516 nucleotides long. The record is from the annotation of a GenBank genome assembly. Lineage: Eukaryota; Fungi; Ascomycota; Sordariomycetes; Xylariales; Xylariaceae.
AUGUAUUCCCCUAACGAAACAACCAGUUCUCCCCGCAAGCCACCCGCGUCUGAUCUCGCGCAGGCGCUCGAGAGAAAUGCUGGUCGCCCCUUCACCGAAGGUGAGAUCGAUGACCUCAUUACCAUGAUAGACAGCCUGAACGAGCUCAUCAAGCGCUUCGCGAGCUUGCUAACCCAACUGGAAAGAGUCCUUCCUCCCGCCAAUGCAUCUAUACUGUGCCAACACGGAGCCGGCCUGUUCCAAGCGAAACAGGGUCUCUACAGCCUUAAAGUCAAGCUCAAUGACAUUUUGGACGGGGAAUAUGGAUUCCCCGAGUAUAACCGCAAGGAGCGUGUGCAACUCCGGUCCCGCAUCCAAGACUUUCAGCAGUACGUAUUCACCGCAGACGCAAUCAUUUUCAGCCUCGAGAACACGGUAGAAGAGCUUCACGAUGGCGAAGGUGCAAACGAGCAGUUGCUUUUGGAGCUUGCGCAAAAGGCGAGAAGCUUCCGCUCAACGCCGAGCACAGACGAGUAG